Molecule: messenger RNA, 2407 nt
Organism: Lolium perenne
Lineage: Eukaryota; Viridiplantae; Streptophyta; Magnoliopsida; Poales; Poaceae
Product: cell division cycle 20.2, cofactor of APC complex
Biological process (GO): positive regulation of ubiquitin protein ligase activity; positive regulation of anaphase-promoting complex-dependent catabolic process; anaphase-promoting complex-dependent catabolic process
Cellular component (GO): anaphase-promoting complex
Molecular function (GO): ubiquitin ligase activator activity; protein binding; anaphase-promoting complex binding
Source: RefSeq, a predicted model, not a curated record
UCCUCUCUCCUCUCGUAUUUCCACCGAUCAAGAAACCCUCAACUCCGCCAAGAAAUUCUCCCUCCCAGCGAACCAAUCCUUCGCUCGCUCGCUCGCUCGCUCGGGGGAACGCGCGCGCCGUCUCGCGAUCGAAGAAGCUCUCUCCAGGAUCCUCCGUACAAAAUCCCCGCGGUCGUCGUCUGGUUUUACCGAUCCCGAUCUCGGUCUUGAAUCUUGUUCACGCGUGUGCUAGUUUCUGAUCGAUUCUCUAGCUCGAGCCGCUUGCCCGCCCGCCCGCGCUGUGAAUCUUGCGCUGUUUGAUAGUAGAAUCUUUGCGUUAGUUAGGGCAUCCGCCGCUUGUUUGGUUCCGGAUCGUUUACAGAGUUGAUUGAUCGAUCGAUUUAGAUUUAUUCGUCUUCCUGCCUGCCUUAGAAUUCGUUGCUUGACUUUGGGUUCCGUGUUGAUUUCUUGUCGAUUUCCGCCUUGGGCUGCUCGAUCUGCCCUAAUCUCGCUCGUAUCAGUACAAAUCGCUGUUUCUUGCUGCCUCUGACCAUGGAUGCAGGCUCGGACUCGAUGUCACCGGAGAGGAUCAGCCGGCGGUGUGCGCCGGCGUCGCGGCCGCCGCUCCAGGAGGCAGGCUCAAGGCCCUACAUGCCGUCGCUGUGCUCGGCGUCCCGCAACCCUGCCGUCAAGUGCUAUGGGGACAGAUUCAUCCCGGUCAGAUCGGCAAUGGACAUGGACAUGGCGCACUACCUUCUGACCGAGCCAAGGAAGGACACGAAGAACGCUGCGAUGCCGUCGCCCGCCAAGGAGGCGUACCGCAAACUGCUGGCCGAGAAGCUGUUCAACAACCGCACCAGAAUUCUCGCCUUCCGGAACAAGCCGCCGGAGCCUGAGAACAACAUCCUCGCAGAGCUCCGUGCUGAUGCGGCCUCUAUCCAGGCCAGACCGGCGAAGAAGCGCCGUUACAUCCCUCAGUCUGCCGAGAGGACUCUGGAUGCACCAGACCUCGUUGAUGAUUACUACCUCAACCUACUGGACUGGGGAAGCAGCAACGUGCUGUCCAUUGCGUUGGGCAACACCAUAUACCUCUGGAAUGCUGCAAAUGGGUCGACAUCUGAGCUCGUUACCUUUGAUGAAGACGAUGGCCCUGUCACCAGUGUUAGCUGGGCUCCUGAUGGCCGGCACAUUGCUGUUGGCCUCAACUCUUCAACUGUCCAGCUCUGGGAUUCCACCUCUAAACGACUGCUGAGGACACUGCAAGGCGUGCAUGAGUCAAGAGUGGGUUCACUGGCAUGGAAUGGCAACAUACUGACCUCUGGUGGUAUGGACGGCAAGAUUGUGAACAAUGAUGUGAGGAUCAGGAACCAUGCUGUGCAGACAUACCGCGGGCACGAGCAGGAGGUGUGUGGACUCAAGUGGUCAGGAUCGGGACAGCAGCUGGCCAGUGGGGGCAACGACAAUCUUCUCCACAUAUGGGAUGUGUCUAUGGCAUCCUCUGUACAAUCCGCAGGUCGCACCCAGUGGUUACACAGGCUUGAGGACCACUUGGCUGCCGUGAAGGCGCUCGCAUGGUGCCCAUUCCAGAGCAACCUGCUGGCAUCCGGUGGCGGCGGAAGUGACCGGUGCAUCAAGUUUUGGAACACACACACAGGCGCAUGCCUCAACUCUGUCGACACCGGGUCACAAGUGUGCGCUCUACUCUGGAACAAGAAUGACAGGGAGCUGUUAAGCUCACAUGGAUUCACUCAGAAUCAGCUCACCCUAUGGAAGUACCCUUCAAUGGAUAAGAUGGCUGAACUCACUGGCCAUACUUCCCGUGUCCUUUUCAUGGCCCAGAGCCCUGAUGGUUGCACAGUAGCAUCUGCGGCAGGAGACGAGACCCUGCGUUUUUGGAAUGUAUUUGGGACUCCUGAUGCUCCUAAGGCUGCAGUCAAGACUUCACACACCGGGAUGUUCAACAGUUACAACCAUAUCAGAUAAGGAGAAAUGACUUAAUUGAUUCCUAUGACUGGUGUGAGGUGAUCUUGACAAAAAAAGUAGCAGUUUACAUGCAAAAAGUAGUUGCAUCACAAGUUCUUAGGCUACCAUCAGGAGUUCUUAGGCGACCAUCAGGAGUUCCAGGACCGUUGAUGUGAAUGGAGGGACCAUCAUGAGCUGAUUUCAGAACUGUCGAUACGGAUGCAGACAAUUAACAAAGCUGUAAAUCAUUAGAGGCGCCAUCAUAAGCUUAUUUUUACUUAGAGAAACAUCUGUGUGUACUUCAUUUUGUGUAUUGAAUUAUCUGUGUACUUCAGUUUUCUCGUAUGCUGGUAACUUUGGUUGCUGUUUGCCUAUUUUACAUUGAUCCAGAUGAUGAACAUCAAGACCUGUUUGAUGUGUGUAAGACUGAUGUCGGUGAUAAUAUAUAUUUUUAACAUUUAUGAAC